This is a messenger RNA of Plasmodium fragile, 342 nucleotides long. RefSeq lists its product as uncharacterized. Gene Ontology annotation, cellular component: cytoplasm; prefoldin complex. The transcript has 3 exons. NCBI's taxonomy places the organism in Eukaryota, Apicomplexa, Aconoidasida, Haemosporida, Plasmodiidae. Gene Ontology annotation, molecular function: protein folding chaperone. Bases 1 to 342 code for a protein of 113 amino acids. Gene Ontology annotation, biological process: protein folding. The record is from RefSeq and is a predicted model, not a curated record.
AUGGAAACUAAGAAUACUAUCCAAGCAUCCGAACUGAGUGAACAGAAUGAGGCUAAGUCAACGUACGAACAAAUUGAAAAGGAUAGAGUCCAACUGGUAUCCAAAAUAGAAGAGUUAUACCAAGAUGUCGUCGAACACAAACUCGUACUGGAAGCCUUGGAGAAUGUCCCCUCUGAUAGACGGUGCUAUAGAAUGGUUGGAGAAAUACUGGUGGAAAGAACUGUUGGUGAAAUUAAACCAGCUUUGGUAGAUCAUAAAAACAAGGUGGAACAAAUCAUAGGAGAGUGCCAGAAGAAGUUGGACGAAAAAAACUCCGAACUUACAAAAUUUGUGAAAAAGUAA